UCGCGCCUGCCUGCGGUUUCGGGUUUCACUUCCCUCCUUUAAAGGCUUCGCCGCGCGCCCAGGCGCGCACACACACACCCGCACCCGCGCGCCUCUGUCGCAGCAGCGUCUGGUCUCGCCCUUUCCCCUCCGCUGCCAAGAAGAGCCAAGCGGAUCGCAUCCUCUCCUCGCCCGGGAGAAACUUCAGGCAAUCCUCGUUGCUGCGUAGGGAAGAUGCGGACCUCGCUGCCUCUGCUGGCGGCCGUGGCGCUGGCCUUGGCCGGCUGGGCGCAGGGCGAGGUGUUGGCCGCGAAGGGAGGAGAAGAAGCCGCGAGCUUCGGAGACUGCGACGGCUUCUUCUACCAGCGGACACCCCCCGAGGGGCUCCCGGGGCAGCCCGGGGAUCAGCACGUGAAGAUCUGCCAGAAAUACAACCAAGAGCCGCGCUUCGCCACCCUCUACAGCACGCGGGACAGGAUCCCCCUUUACGCGGCUUUUCUGUACACGGGAGGCGGCCAGAGUGGGGAAGAGAGAUGGAUGGUGGAGCCGCAGAUCGAUGAUCACGAAAAUGGCCUGGAAGGAAUGAUGCCGGAAGUUGAGGUCACAGGUUCAGUGGACAACUUGGGGUCCAAGCAGGCCCUCACAGCAGACUAUGUGGACUCUGGCUACGAGAGGGGGCAACUAAACCCUAGUUCUCUUCAUAAUGGCGACCACGAGAUAGCCACCUACACACUGACCAAUGCGGUGCCGUUGACCCCACCUCUCCAUGAGAUAUGGCACUGGGAGAUUGAGAGCCUGGUAGGCCAAGCCUUGGCUCCACACUGUGACAAUGGGAAGGGUCUCUAUCUUGUUUCUGGAGCAAUUCCUUCCACCCUCAAAGUGAAGGACAAAGUCUCUGUCCCCGAGUCUCUCUGGCUGGCCGCCUGCUGCGAUGAUGGUUCCAAGACCUGGUCUUUGGGAUUUAUUAAGCAGGCAACUGCUGAGAAUCGCCUAGAAGACCUCACUGUGGAAGCCCUUGAGAAGAAGCUCCACGCAGGAGCUCAACUGUUUAAGAACCACUGCGGCCAAGACAGACACGACCCCAAGAAACUGGAGGAGGUCCACCAUGCCGUGAAACACAUCCGAGCUAAGGAACCAGUGCCACAAGCGAAGAAGUCCACCACAGGCCAGCACACCGGCACACAGCCAAAGGAGGAGAGUGGCUUUCUGAAGAAGUUGUUUUAUUUCAUCGUUACCCCUAUCUUCAAACUGCUGAAAUUGGUUGUCUACCUGGUUGGCCAGAUUGUGAAAUACACCUUCUCUCUCCUGUGGCGCCUCAUCCAGACGAUCGUCGGAGGGGUGUUCACCUUCAUUAAAGGAAUUGCCACAGCGCUGCUGAAUGUCUUUGUUGAUGUGGCUCGCGUUGGCGUCAACAUCCUGAACGGAAUUGCCAAAAACAUCUACAGCGUCCUGAUGGUUACAUACAAGAUUCUCAGCAUCCCUGUGAAUGUGAUACUAGACAUCGUGUCCUUCCCUUUCUACACCCUGGGUGCCAUCCCUACUGUCCUCCGAGAUAUCGCCUCAGGUAUUGGUGGAUUAUUCUUACUGGCAAUUGAUGCCACGACAAGCAUUGUGAAGGGCCUAAAUUACAUCGUUUCACAUUUAGCCAAAAGGUUCCUUCUUAAGAUUUACGAAGUCUGAAAAGCGGUGUGAGAAAGCGAAUGGCUAUGAAGAACUCUGGGGAAAGAAACCCAAAGCAAUACUUUCCGAUAUGUUGCUAAUCUCCUGCUGUUCCUAUAAAGUAUUUAUUUGUGAUGACAUUAACAGUAAUGAACCGAUGUUCUGGUAACAUGGGUGAGCUUCAUGCCCCCUUCCCCUCCCGAAGGGGCAUUUUAUGGCAAAAUUAAAUGUUCACUUAUUGUAAAAUGUU
This is a messenger RNA of Podarcis raffonei (Aeolian wall lizard), 1888 nucleotides long. It is a transcript of the gene ENDOD1, whose product is annotated as endonuclease domain containing 1. Gene Ontology annotation, molecular function: nucleic acid binding; metal ion binding; hydrolase activity. The coding region runs from base 214 to 1659 and encodes 481 amino acids. The record is from RefSeq and is a predicted model, not a curated record. Lineage: Eukaryota; Metazoa; Chordata; Lepidosauria; Squamata; Lacertidae. The transcript has 2 exons.